Messenger RNA from Manis pentadactyla (Chinese pangolin), 5397 nucleotides. RefSeq names its product glycoprotein VI platelet (gene GP6). The record is from RefSeq and is a predicted model, not a curated record. The transcript is spliced from 15 exons. Lineage: Eukaryota; Metazoa; Chordata; Mammalia; Pholidota; Manidae. The coding region runs from base 2496 to 4493 and encodes 665 amino acids.
UCUUAAGCAGCUGAUGGUACAUCCCAGCAAAGGACCAUUUUGCAGCCAUUAGUAAGCAUGCAUGCUGUUUUGCUGUUGUUAUUUUUUAACACAUCUGGGGGAGAUGUCCAUGGAGACUUGAGGGGUGGGGGCGGAUGGAUUGCUGCAACUGUGUGAGUUUUGGAGGGGAUCCUGGUCUCUAGAUGGGGACCCUGGGGUGGCCAGCACCUUGAUGGUAGCUUGGGAGGCCCUGUGCAGAGAAUUGUACCAUUCCUGGACUUCAGUCCCACAGAACAGUGAGCUCAUAAAUGGAGAAUGUUUAGAUUUGGGAUAGUUUGUUAUACAGUAGUAGUCUCACCAACAGGACAAGCAAAUAUAUUAGGGUGUCCUCCAGCGCCCAGUAGACUUCACUUCCCCCUUAGCAUUCCUUUAGUAAUAUCAUCUCCUACAUUUCCCAGUAAAGAAGGACCUUUGCCAUUCCCCAGGGGCUCCUGAUAACAUGCCAGUUAAAUCUACGUUGGCUGUUCCCACUAUUUAGAAUGCUUGUCCCCAUGUCCACCCGGCUUGGUCUGCAACGUUCCUGAAGUCUUUGUGGAAAGGUCACCUUCUCAUCGGGGACUUCAGAGCCACCUUCACUGAUACCAAAUGACAUGUGUGCACCAUCUAAAGGGAUAUUUCUAUAUAUCCUCUUUCCGUGCUAUGUAUUUUUUCCACACAGCAUGAAACAAAGUUGCAAAAUGAUAUUUAAAUUAAUAACUGGAUGGUUACAGUUUCCCACCGACUCCAGCUGUUAUGAGGACAGGGGCUUUAUUUUAAUUCUACAUUCUAAAGUUCUUAAGUCUUAGAGUGGCUCUAAAAUUUCAAGUGAAUUCUACUUAGAAUUAUUUAGAAUCCAUUUGGAAUUCUAAAAUUAUUCUAAAGUCUUAGAAUUCUUGCAGUGAGGCAUGGCACACAGUAAUCAUUUAAUAAAUACUUGGUGAAUGAAUGAAGUAGACUAUUUCUUUGGGUUUGGGUUGGAAUUAAAUUAGAUAAUACACAUCCCAUGCCUGUAAGAGUUCUGGAAAGAUUGUGAAAUCUUGAUAAAUUAGACCUAAGUUUUAGUUUUGAAGCUUGACAGGCACUGCAUGUUCAAGACAGGAGCAAGAUGUUUAGAUGAAUGGUGCUCGCCCAUACCCGCCCGUGCUGGGUGAACUUGGACCGAGGUCCCUCUGUAACCUCCUAGGAGAGGCUCUGAGUUUUAGGAGUUGUCAAUAUAGUCUGGAUAUUAAUCCCUUACCAGAUGUAUGGUUUGCAAAUACAUUCUCCCAUCCUUUGGGGUGACUUUUUACUCUGUUGGCAGUACCCUUUGAUGCACAAAGGUGCUUGAUGUCAAUGAAGUCCAAUUGGUCUAUAUUUUCUUUUGUUCCCUCUGCCUUUGGCGUCAUGUCUAAUCACCACGUGAUUUCCAAAUCCUCUCUUGUGAAGAUUUUGGUUUAUGUUUUCUUCUAAGUGUUUUGAAGUUUUAGCUCUUACAUAGAAGCCUUUGAUCCAUUUUGAGUGGCCUUUCACCCGUGAUGUUAGGCGUUGCUAGACCUCUUUUACAAAGGAUGGAGGUAGAGCUUAGAGGGUAGUUGUACCUUCUCUGCAGCUAAUGCUCAGCAUCCAGACUGAGCACCUUCCCCUGCAGGCAAACAACCCUAGCAAAUCAGAUGAUUUAUAGUGGGAAUAGCAGGCCUUCUCACCUUGAAUGAGAAACACCACUGAUCCAGCUUAGAAAAUGCAUCUCACAUUUAAAAACUCUGUAAAAUUAAUAGUGCACUUUGAAUCACAUUAAAAACAAUCUAUUAUGUAAAAUUAUCUUGCUAUCAAAAACAUUUUAAGGGAAAUAAAGAUAUAUACUUUUCCUUUUAUUAAAAAAGUCUAUAUACAACAUCAAAUAUUCAAGAAUGUACACAUUUCUCAUAUGAGAAGGUCGUUAACCAUGCCAAGUAAAUUAAAAGAGUCAUUUUAAGUGCACUGGGAGGGCUGCCCAGCCAGAGACUUUUGGUCAGGAUAUAGUCCUUGGGACGCAGUAAUUGGGGGAACUUUUUCUUCAUGACCUACGCUGAAUGUUUUCAUACCUACCGUUGCUGCAGAGAAUCCGUAUCCUACAAAGGGAUCUGUCUUCCUGGCAUCCUCACAGGCACCACCAAAGUCUCUGGUCUGAUUCAGGCCCACAGCCCCAUCCCUAAAUGCUCCGCUGGACUCCCCUACCUGGUCCGCUCCUGUCUAGCUGCGUUCCUUCACCUUUCUCGUAAUUCCCCCUCAGCUCUCGUCUAUGCAGUCGGUAGGCAUGUCACCGAGGAUGGGAUUACGCACGCCUCCUGUUCCCUCUUUGUGGCUUCACUCCCCGUAGGUGUCCAGCAGAGGGUUGCAAAAGGAGCAUUUCCCCUUUCUGUUUGGCAGGGGCUGCCCUUACCCUGAGCCAGGGAUUCAAAGCCCCAGGCGGUGCCUCCUCCGUGAAGCCCUCACGUGCCUGCGGGAAGUGAGGCGCUGCCAUGGCCCCGGGGCUCGUUUUUCUGCUUGGAUUUGGGUUCUGUCUGGAGCAAGGGGUUCGGGCGCAGCUUGGGCAAUUUCCCCGGCCCUCCAUCUGGGCGUCACCAGGGACUCUGGUCCCCCAGGGCAGUCCUGUGACCAUCCACUGCAGGGGGCCGUCAGGAGUGUCUGUGUGGCGGCUCCUUAAAGCAGAACCUUAUCCCACCUGGGAGGACAUGAGCCCCCACGGAGCGCAGGGAACACUCAGUUUCUUCAUCCCGUCUGCGAGCCACUUCACUGCUGGGACUUACUCCUGUCGAUACUUGAAACGAGGGGUCUGGUCAGGACACAGUGGCCUCCUGGACCUGGUGGUGACAGGAGUGUACGAGGGCAGGCUGUCCCUGACUGCCCUUCCCGGCCCCAAUGUGACCGUGGGAGGGAAUGUGACCCUCCCGUGCCAAGCAUCUUAUUCCUACGCGUUCUUCAAUCUGUCUAAAGAUGAACGAAUUGACCUUCCCCAGGACUUCUUUCGCCAGGACCACAGGACCUUCCUCAUCUCCCCGGUGACCCUUGCCCACAGGGGUACCUACAGGUGCUUCGGUUCAUGGCAGCACUCUCCCCACAAGUGGUCAAAGCCCAGCAAUCCCGUUACGCUUCUGGUCACAGAAGAGAAGAGCGGCCAGACAGAUCCGCGGGCUUCUGGAAACGGACGCCUCCCCAUCGUGGCUGGGACCUCGGCUGCUGCUGGGCUCCUUCUCGUCUUCCUCCUCUUUCUCCUUUGCGGAUGUCGGGCGUCGGCCCAGACACACUGCAGCCCAGUCACGGACUUCCGGGGGGAGAGUCAGGCCGUCGUGGAGGUCAUCCAGCCUGAGGGCAGGGAGAGGGGCCUGCAGGCGAGUCUCCGCACGCCCCUCCCCUCCCGCCCCGUCCCCUCCCUGCACCGUCAGGCCCCCGCAGAGGAGGACCUGCAGGAGGUGACAUACGCUAAGCUACACCUGGAGACCCCCCUGGGGAGUGGGGACCCCCUGUCGCCCUGCGCCCCGGAGGCCUCUUCCGCGCAGCCCUGUGUGUACGCAGUCCUCAGCCUGUCCGAGGGCGGAGCCGGCGCCGGCUGUGUGGACUCGCGGAAGUGGGGUGUGUGGACUCCCAGUUUGGCCUCUCCUCUCUCCUCAGGGCUGUGCCUGGGGCACGUGACGCAGGAUCAGAGCGGCCUGCUGCCCAAGCCCUCCCUCCAGGCCCUGCCCAGCUCCCUGGUGCCCCUGGGGAAGCCGGUGACCCUCCGCUGCCAGGGGCCCCCGGGCGUGGACUUGUACCGCCUGGAGAAGCUGAGGUCAAAGUACCACGACCUGGCGGUCCUCUUCAUCCCAGCCAUGCGGGAGACUGAUGCCGGGUGUUACCGCUGCUCUUACCAGAAUGGGAGCAGCUGGUCCCCUGCCAGUGACCAGCUGGAGCUGGUCACCACCGGAGCUUAUGACAAGCCCUCGCUCUCCGCUUGGCCCAGCCCUGCGGUGUCCCUGGGAGGAGAUGUCACCCUGCACUGCCAGAGUCACUAUGGCUUUGACCAGUUUGCUCUGCACAAGGAGGGGGACACUGCGCCCUACAAGGGACCUGAGAGGUGGUACCGGGCCGAUUUCCCCAUCCUCACGGUGAUGGCUGCACACAGUGGGACCUACCGAUGUUAUGGCUUUUUCAGCAGUCGCCCCUACCUGUGGUCGCCCCCCAGCGACCCCCUGGAGCUCGUGGUCACAGAGAUCUCUGUGACCACCCGCCGGUUACCCCCAGAACCACCUUCCUCUGUGACAGAGCCUUCUAGGAAUACCACCGUCCUUCCCAAGGGGACAGUUUCUCCAGCUGGCCUCGCCCACCAGUACUACACUAAGGGCAACGUGGUCCGGUUAUGCCUCGGGGCUGUGGUUCUGCUGCUCCUGGUGGGCCUUCUGGUAGAAGAUCGGCACAGCCGACAGAAACGCCGGCCUCUCCGGGUCAGAGCCGUCCACAGGCCGCUCCCACCCCUCCCGUAGACGCCGAAAUCCCCCGGGCAUCAGGACGGAGACCAGAUGGUCACAACCCUGCACGCCACCGUUAGAACCUCAGGCUUUGCCAUAAAUAAUAUUGCUUUCUGCUCCACACUACUGGAUCUGUGAUGCAAGGCUAUGAAACGAGUUCCAAAUGAACAUCCAAACGAAAGACUGUCUUUGAUGGGCCCACAGGCUGCACCACCAGAGGACCCGGGUGGACCAAGGGGAGCAUGUGGAGCUUUGAUUCAUGCCCGCUGGCUUUUGAGGAGUUGGUCUUAGAGGAACAGUCCUAUACACACGUUUGACAGACUGGAGACAGCACGGGAGAAAUGUGUGAGCUGAGCUUCGGAGUGCAGACUUCUAAGCUUUGUGUGUGAAGGCCAUGCCCUAAAUUUUUGAUGGAAAGGCAAACAUUUAACCACAUAAUUUGAAUGUUUUGAAAUGUUGUAUAUCCUGUAUUUAUGUAUUUGGGAAAACAUGGAUUUGUGGUGAGCUGUCAAAAAUAUUUUUACAUAUGUUGAUUAAAAGGAUAUUUUCCAGUUCUAUCUAUGCUAACAUCAGAUACAUUGAUACUUGAAAUAUGUGUUUCACAGUGUUCAAUAAAAGUGACAAUAUGAAAAUGCGACAGAUUAUUAAUUUACAUAAUGCCAAACCCACGCGUUAGGCCAUCUGGAGCCUGGGGCUGGGGCAUGUGGGAAGGGAAGGGGGUGCACAGACUCCCUGGGGUCUGGAGGAAGGAGAGGCAACUGUCUGCAACUUCAACAUUUCUCCAGGAAUAACUGCUCAUUUGUUCUGUAUUGAACAGUGAAAGGUGAGGGAAGAGUUAUACUAAUCUUGUUCAAAUUUAGUAGGAAUAUUACUUUUUAGCUAUCUAAUAAACAAAUUUGAUUUUGUUUAGCUUCAUAAA